Messenger RNA from Olea europaea var. sylvestris, 1296 nucleotides. RefSeq lists its product as uncharacterized. Lineage: Eukaryota; Viridiplantae; Streptophyta; Magnoliopsida; Lamiales; Oleaceae. The record is from RefSeq and is a predicted model, not a curated record. The transcript has 6 exons. Bases 1 to 1296 code for a protein of 431 amino acids.
AUGGGUGAUUCUUUAUUUUCAAUUUUGGUUGAUGAGACUCGUGAUAAUUCUAUAAAUGAACAAAUGGCAGUUGUUUUAAGGUUUGUUGACAAGAGUGGGAAAGUGAAGGAGCGUUUGUUGGGCAUUUCUCAUGUUACGGAUACUUGUGCCCAAUCACUGAAGGAUGCCAUUGAUGCAAUGCUUUCUACAUAUAGAUUGAGCAUAUCUAGCCUGAGAAGUCAAGGUUAUGAUAGAGCAAGCAAUAUGUCAGGUGAGUUCAAUGGCUUAAAAGCUUUAAUUUUAAGAGAAAAUCCAUAUGCUAUAUAUAUCCAUUGCUUUGCUCACCAGCUUCAGUUGGCAGUUGUUACUGUGGCACGUACGGAUCAUAUGCUUGGUGAUUUUUUUAACAUGCUUGCUAUUAUUGGGAAUUUGGUUGGUGCAUCAUGUAAGCUUGUAGAUUCUCUUCGAGCAAGUUAUUAUGCUAAUAUUCUGGAGAAGCUUAAUAUUGGGGAACUUACUAAUGGAACUAAUCAGUUCCAAGAAAUGAGUUUAGCACACCCAGGUGAAACUAGAUGGGGCUCACAUCUACUGACAAUUACUCGCUUUAUUAGUAUAUUCAAUGCCGUCAUAGAUGUUCUUGAAAAUAUAUCAGAAGAUGACAAAAAUAUAGGUCAAAAAUCAAUGGCUAAUAAGAGAGAUAAUGGUUGGGAUACUUUGUUGAGUAAGGUAAUUGAGUUUUAUGUUGAUAGACAUAUUUCAGUACCCAAUAUGGAAGAUAUUGUAGUAAUGAAAGGUCGACCUAGGCGUGCAGCUCAAUUUGUUUUGUCAUCUUUUGAUCAGGCUAAAUUGGUACGUCUUCCCCAGUUCUAUCCUUUGGACUUCAAUAGUGACGAGCUUUUAUUACUUAGACCCGAACUUGACAAGUUUGUUAUGCUUAUGAGAAUGGACGAAGCUUUCUUUAACCUCAAAAGCAUAUCUUGUGUAGUUCAGAAGUUGAUUGAAACUAGAAGUAGUUGUUAUUUUCCAUUGGUUUAUAGGCUGAUCACCUUGGUUUUGAUAUUACCUGUGGCAACUGCAAGUUUUGAAAGGGUAGUUCCUGCCUGGUUGAGCUGCUUACCUAUAAAAGGUGAUCUUAUUGAAGUAAAAGUUGUUCAUGAGCAGCUUUGCACAAUGGUCGAGAGGUUCGAUAGGGAACUUCUGGGUCCCAACAAUCAAUAUCUUCCCAAAAUAGUCGCCGUAUUUGUUGAGGAAAUGUUUGAAGCCUUGUCGGCUUAUAUGAUUGCAUUGUUGUAUUGCACCCUUGUCGGGUUAUAUUGA